Molecule: messenger RNA, 1809 nt
Organism: Saccharomyces kudriavzevii IFO 1802
Lineage: Eukaryota; Fungi; Ascomycota; Saccharomycetes; Saccharomycetales; Saccharomycetaceae
Gene: AVT1
Product: Avt1p
Exons: 1
Coding region: 1-1809 (602 amino acids)
Biological process (GO): amino acid transmembrane transport
Cellular component (GO): vacuolar membrane
Molecular function (GO): amino acid transmembrane transporter activity
Source: RefSeq, a predicted model, not a curated record
AUGCCUGAGCAAGAACCGUUGAAUCUCAAUGACCGUAAGCGCUCCGAAGUACACUAUAUAUCGAUUCCAUUGAAUAGAGGUUCUGCAUUCUCACCAGAUGAUACAGCAUCACAGUUUCAAUCUGACGGGUUCAUGACUCGUAGACAAUCCAUCUUAGACCAGCCAGUCGGCUCUUUCAAGGGCGUUAAUUCUUUAAGUCGAUUUGCAACUUCAUUGAGAAGAGCUAAUUCGUUUCGUAACAUCGAACUAAAUGCAGACAACGAAAGGUCGUUUUUUAAAGACGCCAGUGAUGAAACCUACGACCCAUAUACUUUGGCACCAGCUUUAGACGGUAGGAGAUUAUCGGUGACUUUAAAUAAUGCUGGUCGUCCACGCAUCAGCAACUCCGCCAACAACGACAGAAUUAGUACAGCUAGCAUGGCCAUCCACGAUGACGACUAUGGGUCUAUUCAAAAUUCGACAAUUGGAGAUUCUGGGUCAAUACUACGCCCGACAGCUUCCUUGACUGAAAUGAUGAGCGGGGGCGCAGGGCGCAGUUAUACAAAUAAUGACAUGGAAUCAAUUGUGGUGAAAAGAGUAGAAGGUGCAGAUGGUAAGGUAGUAACUCUUCUUGCUGGUCAAUCAACCGCUCCGCAAACUAUAUUCAACUCAAUCAAUGUCCUCAUUGGCAUUGGGCUUCUGGCUCUGCCUCUUGGGCUAAAAUAUGCUGGCUGGAUUUUCGGACUUACUAUGCUUACCAUUUUUGCUUUAGGAACAUUCUGUACAGCUGAGCUUUUGUCCAGAUGCUUAGAUACAGAUCCAACUUUGAUAUCAUAUGCGGAUUUGGGCUAUGCAGCAUUUGGUUCAAAGGGUCGUGCCUUGAUCUCAGCUCUCUUUACUCUUGAUCUACUAGGAAGCGGUGUGUCUUUGGUGAUUUUGUUCGGGGAUUCCUUGAACGCUCUAUUUCCUCAGUACUCGACUACUUUUUUCAAGAUCGUUUCAUUUUUUGUCAUUACACCCCCAGUUUUCAUACCAUUGAGCGUUCUUUCCAACAUCUCUCUUUUCGGCAUCCUUUCGACAACUGGAACUGUGCUGGUCAUCUGCUGUUGCGGACUAUACAAGGCAUCUUCUCCAGGUUCAUUGGUUAAUCCAAUGGAAACGAACAUGUGGCCAUUAGACCUAAGGCACCUUUGCUUAUCUAUAGGUUUGCUGAGUGCCUGUUGGGGAGGACAUGCAGUUUUCCCUAACCUUAAGACGGACAUGAGGCAUCCAGAUAAAUUUAAGGACUGUUUGAAAACAACCUAUAAGAUAACAUCAGUCACUGACAUAGGUACUGCUGUUAUAGGCUUUCUAAUGUUCGGGAAUAUGGUGAGAGAUGAAAUUACCAAGAAUGUCUUGUUAACAGAGGGAUAUCCGAAAUUUAUAUAUGGAUUGAUAUCAGCACUUAUGACUAUCAUCCCUAUUGCAAAAACUCCUUUAAAUGCAAGGCCAAUUGUUUCUGUACUGGACGUUCUCAUGAAUGUGCAACACAUCGAUGAAACAGCUAGUGCCAUUAAAAGAAGAAUGGCGAAAGGCCUCCAGUUAUUUAAUAGAAUUUUUAUCAAUGUUGUUUUCGUUUUAAUAGCCAUCAAUUUCCCUGAGUUUGACAAGAUCAUUGCAUUUUUGGGCGCAGGGUUGUGUUUCACAAUUUGUCUUAUUUUACCGUGUUGGUUUUAUUUGAGACUAUGCAAAUCGACCAUUAAACCAUGGGAAAGAGUGGCCUGUCAUGUAACCAUAUGUAUAAGUGUCGUGUUGUCUACAUUAGGAGUGGGUGCUGCAAUCAUAUCUUAG